Molecule: messenger RNA, 1026 nt
Organism: Candidula unifasciata
Lineage: Eukaryota; Metazoa; Mollusca; Gastropoda; Stylommatophora; Geomitridae
Source: the annotation of a GenBank genome assembly
CUUGAGGAUUGUGCUCUUCAGAUCUACCGGUACCAUAGCGGAGCUCAGGCUGACUUUGGUACAUACCUGGAUUUGGAAUCCACUUUAGCAGAACAAGCAGAUGAACUAGAGGGAUUCACAGAUCAGCGGAAGAAUACACUCAUUCUCCGGACACAGCUGACAGUCAGGGUCCAUGCUAUCAUUGAAAAACUGUUGAAUUCAACUGGCAGGGAACUGAGGAGAGCUUUAUUUUCACUGAAACAGAUCUUUCAGGAUGACAAGGAUCUUGUCCAUGAGUUUGUCAACAAUGACGGCCUUGACUGCCUCAUCAAAGUGGGUACAGAAGCAGACCAGAACUAUCAGAACUACAUACUCAGGGCUUUGGGGCAAGUUAUGUUGUAUGUGGACGGGAUGGAAGGAGUUAUACGACACAAUGCAACUGUACAAUGGCUUUACUCUCUUCUUGGCUCCAAGGGUCGUCUGGUUGUUAAGACCGCCCUGAAGCUGUUACUUGUGUUCGUGGAGUACACAGAGUCAAACACCGCCCAGCUAAUCAAAGCCGUCAACACAGUCGACAGCAGACGAGGCUUGCAUCCGUGGGUGAACAUCAUGUCCCUGCUGAGUGAGAAGGAUGGGGCUGAUUCUGAACUGCUGAUCUACACCAUGACUCUUGUUAACAAGGUGGUAAGUGCAAUACCUGAUCAGGACACAUUCUAUGAUGUGACAGACGCCCUUGAAGAGCUUGGCAUGGACACCAUCACACAAAGACAUAUGAACAAGCAAGGAGCUGACCUUGAUCUUUUGACCCAGUUUCAGAUUUAUGAGAGUGCACUGCGACAUGAAGAUGGUGAUGACUCUUCUGCUAUUUCUCUAGUGGAAAGUUUAAGGCGAGUGCCACGAAUGAAAAGUGAAGGUCAACCAAGGAAGUCCAAACGACAUGAUGUGGGUCAAAAAAUGACCAAACCAACAAGUGUUCCCGGCCUGCCCAGUGCACCAGAAACACCAGCUGAGGCCUUCAGGAGAAGAAGGCAACAGCAGCGAGAGUAU